GUCCUGCAGCUGGACACAGGGGUGCAGGCUGCCCAUGAUAGCGUGCACAGAAUCACUAAGAUGCUGAUCGAUCAGGAUGGUCCCAAGUGGAGGGAGAAGCUCCCAGAGAUCCCAGUGGUGCCUCUGUCAGUGCAGCAGCAGCACCGGGACAAGCCCCUGUCUGAACAGCAGGUCCAGGCCAGAGCUGCCCGGGCUGCACAGGAGGAGGCAAGAAUACGAGAAGCCAGAUUUACUUUACUGAAGCAAGAAGGCAACGAGCUGGUGAAGAAGGGCAGUUUCCAAGAGGCAGUGGAGAAGUACACGCAGUGUUUGGCCCUCCAACCCAAAGAGUGUGCAGUGUACACUAACAGAGCCAUUUGCUUCCUUAGACUGAACCGUUUUGAAGAGGCCAAACUGGACUGUGACUCUGCGCUGGAGCUGGAUCCAUCCAAUAAGAAAGCAUUUUACAGACGGGCCCUGGCGCACAAAGGCCUCAAGGACUAUCUGUCGGCCAGCACAGACCUCCAGGAAGUGCUGCAGCUGGAUCCAAAUGUGCGAGAGGCCGAGCAGGAGCUGGAGACGGUCACCGGGCUGUUGAGGAAAAGUCUAAUGGAAGGCACAGCACAGGUUUGACAGUUGUGACAAAGGAAUCAAGCAUAUGGACAUUGGUUUAAAAAUGGACUUUGCAGAUGACUUAACGAGGGACAGACUUUCCGGCUCUGCUCCACCUGCGCUGUGCAAACCUCUCCUACAUCUUGGUACUAGUCACAGCACUGGAACCAAAGCCCAUUCAUCUUCUACCAUAACUAGCUAUACUGUGCAGGUGAGGCAUUCAAGUGCUGCUACAAGGAGAGGAAAGAAGACUGUGCCUUAAUAAUGAGAUUUCUACCACUGCAAGAUACUGAACUGCGCUGAUGAUGCUGCUUUCACAAAACUCACAGUAAAACUAAUUCAACUUGAUGGUAGCUUCAAAUGUAGCUGGGCACAGUAAUUUAAGGCUUUUGCUACCUUAUUUUUUGAAACAUUUUGGAUUUUCAUAUUGGCUUUCUGUUACAUAAUGAUAUAAUGGAGGAGGUUAUAAACAAAUAACGCAGUAUUUACAACUCUUUUUAAGAUACAGAGAGAGUGAGGCACCUGCUUUGCUCUUGUCUUUAAAGGUGCACUGCGUAACUUUCCAGGUUGGGGGUCCACUACUGUGGAGAUGCUAUUGCUUUGCCUGUAAUGUUUCUCAUUAUAGUAUUAAACUUAAGAUGCAUUUAUUAAAUUAUGGGUGUUUUCAUUGCUGAAAACUACCUACAAUUAAAAACAUGCAUUCUGACUGUGAGUGGGGUUGCCUCUUUACAGAUCCCACCUGUAAAUUGGCCAGGUGGCAUCUCCUGCUUGUUUCUAUGGUGACUGAAAAAUUAAUGCAAUGGAAUAUUGGAGGUAAAGCAACAACAUCUUCGACUUAAACUUAGACAAAUUUUAUUGAUCCACAAGGGAAACAAGAUCUCUACCAGAAAAGUUACACAGUGCCCCUUUAAGGAAAUUUUGUACUCACAGUUCAGUUCAAGACAAUGGAUAACACAGGAUCUUCAAAAAAUUGCAGUUUCCUAGCUCUCUGGGGAAAGAUGGCUGCUAGGUUUAUGGCAACACUGUUUGACUCAGGUGUAUGACUGAAUGUAUGUAAUAUUAUUUUGUGUUUUAAAAUACUGCUUUUCUAUUGGAGUAAAUGUACCUGUGGGCUUGUUCUUUCUGUGUAAUCAGAUGAGUGGAGCCAUUAUGCCUCAGCUGGAGGUUGUCUGAUGCUUCUGUUGUUCACAAAUUAGAUUUUGAAAGCAACAGAUCGGCAAAUUAAGCCUUACCGCACACACCACAUGGUUUUGGGUCAGCACAGGCUGUGUUCUACUGUAGUUUUAUGAGAAAUGUUCACAAAUCUGCACAAUACAAAAGGUUCUUCAAAAGUUACUUCAGUAUUUAACAGCUUUGUUCUUAAAGGUCACAACAUUUCAUUUUAAGAUCACAACUUAAUCAAAUCCCAAACAAUGGAUGAUGCUAUGUAAUAAUGAUGCUGUGUAACUGCUUCUCUCCAUGUAAAUGAUGUCUGGAAUGUUCCACAGUAUCGCAUUACACAUAUUUAUCACUACGGAGACAGCAGGCUGUUAGAUCUGUGGAGAGGCAAGCCCACUCAGUUUUUAGACCAGUCAAAACCCAUGUUGUUGAGUAAAUGCAAAAUUGAUACAUUUAAUGCUGUAACAAGCAAUAUCAUCUUCAUGGAGGCAAGCAGACCGUGGACAGUUCACAUUUAAUUACAAUUAUAUCAACUUUUCUUUUCUUGCAUAAUAAAUAGUUUGUGUAUAAUAUUUAGCAGAUGUGCCACGUUUGUUUCUGAAUGUAUUGAAUCCUGAUCAUUGUCGACAAUGAGAUGCUUCCGUGCUUUUAAAAUGCUGCAGCCUUUAAUGCAACAGCAUGUACUGUAUGUAAAUAGCUUCAGUGCACAAUGUAAAUAAAUGAUUCAAACUUAA
Messenger RNA from Boleophthalmus pectinirostris (great blue-spotted mudskipper), 2483 nucleotides. Its product is annotated as sperm-associated antigen 1A-like. The transcript is spliced from 6 exons. Gene Ontology annotation, molecular function: protein binding. The annotation marks the transcript as partial. Lineage: Eukaryota; Metazoa; Chordata; Actinopteri; Gobiiformes; Gobiidae. Gene Ontology annotation, cellular component: cytosol. Gene Ontology annotation, biological process: axonemal dynein complex assembly. The record is from RefSeq and is a predicted model, not a curated record.